AUGUCUCAACAAGAAAUCGACCAAGUGAGCAUUCUUUUUGAGGCAUCUAAGAAGGGAGAUGUAUCGAUUUUAAAAUCAUUGGUACGAGAAAACUCACAAAUCUUGCACAAAAUUUCACUUUCUGACUUCGCCGAAACUCCUUUACACAUAUCAUCUUCUCUUGGCCAUCGUGAAUUCACAGAGGAACUUGUCACUCUCAAUAGCAAACUAGCGACUGAGUUGGACUACUCCAAUAGGACAGCCCUCCACUUGGCUUCUGCAGAGGGUCACAUUGAAAUUGUGAGGAAACUGGUAGAAACUGAUAGUGAUCCAUGCUUGUAUGUUGAUGAAAAAGGAAGAAUUCCUCUGUAUUAUGCAGUGAUGAGGGGGCGAGUAGAGGUUGUGAGAGACUUGAUCAGAGCGAAGCCAGAGUCCUUGAAUGUUCGUAACAAGGAGGAGACUGUUUUUCACUUAUGUGUUAAGCACAAUCAUCUUGAAACCUUGAAAGCCUUAGUAGAACUAGAGCUUCACAUUACCGGCGAGCUUCUCAACUUCAAUAGUAUUGAUCCCGCCGAGAAUACCAUUCUCCAUUCAGCUAUCAUGUUGAAGCAAGUUGAGAGAAGAAUUCAUCAUGAAGUUUUUGACCCUUUUCUGUGGUAUUUGCUCUAG
Neltuma alba is the source of this 648-nucleotide messenger RNA. Its product is annotated as ankyrin repeat-containing protein BDA1-like. The transcript has 2 exons. Gene Ontology annotation, molecular function: protein binding. Gene Ontology annotation, cellular component: plasma membrane. Lineage: Eukaryota; Viridiplantae; Streptophyta; Magnoliopsida; Fabales; Fabaceae. Bases 1 to 648 code for a protein of 215 amino acids. The record is from RefSeq and is a predicted model, not a curated record.